Vicia villosa (hairy vetch) is the source of this 2754-nucleotide messenger RNA. Its product is annotated as F-box protein At5g07670-like. Gene Ontology annotation, biological process: SCF-dependent proteasomal ubiquitin-dependent protein catabolic process. The transcript is spliced from 2 exons. Gene Ontology annotation, cellular component: SCF ubiquitin ligase complex. The record is from RefSeq and is a predicted model, not a curated record. Lineage: Eukaryota; Viridiplantae; Streptophyta; Magnoliopsida; Fabales; Fabaceae. The coding region runs from base 151 to 1659 and encodes 502 amino acids.
AUUUCCGUUGGUGUUUGUUGUUCCCUAAAAACUUUACAAAAUUCAAUUUUUCCAUUUCCAUUUUCAUAAUAAACAAAUAAAUAAAUAAAUAAAUAACGCUUCUUCAACUUCAACACCACCACCACAACACAUUCUAGUAACAGAAAAACGAUGUCGUUUGCGACGGAGGUGAAGAAUCAAUAUCAGAACGAGAAAGAAAACCCUAACCCUAACCCUAAUCCAAGUUCGCCAGUGAAGAAACGAGCACCACGGUGGUCUGAUUUAUGGCUCAAACACACCAAAUCGAAGCCGUUAGAGCAAAUGGUUGUUGCUGCUGCAGCUGCAAUGCAGCUUCACUCUCUCACUUCACCUCGCAAAUCGAAUACCAACGCAGUAAUCCCAAAUUUCUCAAUCAUUGAUCGAACCUUGUUGUUGUCUGAUGUGAUUCUUCUCAAGAUUCUGUCCAAGCUGCCGGAUUCGCAGAGGAAUGAUAAUUCGUUGGUUUGUAAGAGAUGGUUGAAUCUACAAGGUCGGCUCGUUCGUUCGAUUAGGAUUCUUGAUUGGAAUUUUGUUUUGUCUGGUAGGUUGAUUCAUAGGUUUCCGAAUCUUAAUCAUGUUGAUUUGAUUCCUGGGUGUUUGAUUUUAGCACAAAGUUCGAAUAUUGUGAUGAGCGGUAAUGUUUUGUCGAUGGGUGUUGAUUCGGGGUGUUCGCCGAAUUGGUAUAAUUGUGAGGAGAAUAUGCUUCCUGUUGAAGUUAUUGAUAAUGGGUUGACUGCUUUGGCGGGCGCGUGUCCGAAUUUGAGGAGGGUGCAAGUGAUUGGUGCUAGUGAGAUGGGUUUGCUUAGUGUGGCGGAAGAGUGUCCUACGUUGCAGGAAUUGGAGCUUCAGAGGUGUAGUGAUAAUGUGUUGCGUGGGAUAGCGGCGUGUGGGAAUUUGCAGAUUUUGAAAUUGGUUGGGAAUGUGGAGGGUUUUUAUGGUUCCGUGGUUUCGGAUAUUGGUUUGACUAUUUUGGCUCAGGGUUGUAAGAGGCUUGUGAAGCUUGAGCUUUGUGGUUGUGAAGGGAGUUUUGAUGGGAUUAAGGCGAUUGGGAAGUGUUGUCAGAUGUUGGAGGAGUUGACUUUGUGUGAUCAUAGGAUGGAUGAUGGAUGGUUGGCUGCGGUUUCGUAUUGCGAGAAUUUGAAGACGUUGAGGUUGCAGUCUUGUAAGAAGAUUGAUUUGAAUCUGGGGGUUGAUGAGUAUUUGGGUUCUUUUCCUGCACUUCAAAGGCUGCAUUUACAGAAAUGUCAGUUGCGGGAUAAGAAGAGUGUUGCCGCUUUGUUUUCUGUUUGUAGGUCUGCUAAGGAGAUUAUUAUUCAGGAUUGCUGGGGAUUGGAUAAUGGCAUGUUCGGCUUUGCAACUGUUUGCAGGUGCGUAAAGUUGCUUCACUUAGAAGGAUGCUCGUUGCUAACAACACAAGGUUUGGAUUCUGUAAUACAUUCAUGGAAGGAGCUUCAAAGCCUUAGGGUAGUCUCAUGUAAGAAUAUAAAGGAUACUGAAAUCACUCUUUCACUUGCUACCUUAUUCACCACUCUCAAAGAAUUGAAAUGGAGGCCAGAUACCAAAUCUCUUCUUCAAUCAAGUCUCAUGGCGGUAAGUAUAGGGAAGAAAGGUGGGAAAUUUUUUAAAAGAACCCUAACGUGACUCUUAAAUUUGUCGUGUAGUAGUAGUCAGUGUUGUCAACAGUUGCGAACAAUGGCAGUUGUUUAGUGUCACUAUAGUUACUAUCUGACAAUUCUUGUACUAGUUGUCUAAUAAACAUAGGCAUUGUUUUAAAAACAGAUUAUUUUCACUGACAUAGUGAAAAUUGUAGCAUUACCAAUUUGUAAGAUACUUUUUUCUUUUCACAUAGAUGUUGAUGGGGAAGAUUAUUCUUUAUUUUUCUUCCUUUUGUUAGACAAAGAAAGAAGCUUAGAGAUGUAAAUAUGUAAAAGGUAAACUAAGUUCAUAGGAGUGGAAAUUGGGACAUCUGCAUUUUCUUUCUACAAUGUGAAAGUUUAGUGAAAUAAUAAGCAUGUUACUGUUGUCUGUGAUGGCCUUGCCUUUGGCUUUUGAACGUGCUAAUGUAUAAACUUUGCAAUUUUAUUUUGGAAUACUUGUUUCUGGAAUAUUCUUAUGGAUGUUAGUAUUAGUUAUCAGUCUUUUAAGCAUGUUGGCGGAUUCAAGUGGUUAAUGAAUUUAUUUCAACACAAAUUGUUUAGAAGAACUUGAGUGGUCACCAUUCAAAUAAAAAAAAAAAAGAAAAAAGAAGUUAAAUUCACUCUUUCUAAUUUAGAAAUUCGUGACUAAAAAAAUUCAUUGUUUCAACCCACUCCAUUAUUUCUCAAGCACCUCAAAACUUCAAUUCCCCCCUUUUCAGACGUCUCUAUCUAGAAGCUUCAUUUCAAAGCGCAUAUUUAUUAUAGUCAUGAGUUUACUAUCCCCUCCCCCAUUCUAAGUUUCACAAGCAUUUCAAAGAACCCCCUACAAUCUCAAAACUCUCAUCCAUUAUUAGUUUCACAAGCACAAGACUUUCAAAAAUCCCUCACAAUCUCAAAACCUUCAUUUUUAUCCCAAUCCAGUAGUAAGAUUUACAACUUAUUGUAAAUAUUUAAAUAAAUCAGUGUUUUAAAAACUCAAUUGAAUUGGUUGAUCGAACUGGCAACUAAAAGAGUCAUCGGUCUGAUUUUAUUGUUGGACCGGGUAUGUUACUGAACCAGUAAAAAUUGAUUAGAAUCGGCCAAAACCGAUGAAGUGGUG